This is a messenger RNA of Dermacentor albipictus, 2016 nucleotides long. Its product is annotated as GTPase-activating protein skywalker-like. The record is from RefSeq and is a predicted model, not a curated record. Lineage: Eukaryota; Metazoa; Arthropoda; Arachnida; Ixodida; Ixodidae. Gene Ontology annotation, biological process: response to oxidative stress. Gene Ontology annotation, cellular component: nucleus.
CCUGACUUCCCCCCCGCCCACCGGCCCGCUAGGAGACUUGCCUGGGGUUCCCCCGGACCCCGGGCUCAACCCUCGCGCGAGUCUGUUGACGUCCCGUCUAUCCUCGACUGCCGGAUCGGCCCCGGGGUUACCAUACACAGGCGCCGGCUGCAGCGAGUAUCGGCGAGAGAUGGCGCUUCCGUCGUGUUUCCAGAAGCCGUUCGUCGAUGCGUCCAGGCUGCCCGCGCCAGUUCCCGCCCCUCCGACGCCCGUCACGAAGGUCUACGACGACGUCAUCCGCUUCAUCAAGCAGGGCAAGAUCAAGGAGGCCAAGAACAUCGUGCGGACCCAGCAUUGGCCCAUCGACCACAUGAACCGGGGCGAGCUGUGGCUGAAGCUGUGCCAGGGCCACGUCAGGGUGGGCCCGCCCGACGACUACUACCAGAGCACGGUGAAGGAGUCGCUGGACGGGCAGUGGCCCAUCGGCAUGCCGGCCUUCGCGGACCCGAUCUUCGACGAGGUCUACCUGCUCUCGGCCGAAGGGCAGCGGCGCGCCGAGCGGGUGCUGUACGUGGUGUCCGUCAACUACCCCUUCAUCACCUACUGCCCCAUCCUGCACCCGCUCGUCUGCCUGCUCCUCCACUACCUCACCGAGGAACAGACGUACGAGUGCGCAUGCGCCCUCAUCGAAGGCACCAUAGUGCGCCAUCUGAGCCAAACGCGGUUCAUGUACGACACGUCGGCCCACACGCUCAUGAAGCUGACCAAGAACCUAGCGAAGAAGACGUACAACAAGCUGCUGCGCAAGGUGCAGCAGGAGGAGGACCUGGAGAAAGUAUUCCUCACGUGGCAGCUGUGGAUCUUCCGCGGGCUUCCCUUCUACCACCUGGUGCGGACCAUGGACUGCUUCCUGAUCGAGGGCGUGAGAGCUUUGUACCGCGCAGCCAUGGCCAUCCUCAUCCUCUUCGUCCAGGACCACUCGAGCGAAUAUCCCAGCGAGUCGAUGUUCACCCGAAUGUUUGGAGGAAAGAAGAGCAAAAGCAAGGGUCCUGGUCCCUCGGGCGAAGGUGGGCUGAACGCGGCCUCCGCCUUCCUGGACCGGAUCAUAUUGUACCUCAGGGACUUGCCGUACAAUGUGGACUGUUUCCUCAAGACUGCCUACGGCAUACAGGGCGUCAGCGCGAAGGUGCUCAACGAUCAGUUGCUCAAGUCCGAGGCGUACGUGCGCGGGCACCCGGGCAAGCGACUGCUGGGAUCGCCCUCGGAGACCGGCGCCUCGGCCAGCCGCCUCGAGAUCACCUCGUCUUUACUGCCCAUCAGGAAAAGCAGAUACGGCGCCUCGGGCACCGCACCGGCCGGCAUAGCCCAGCUUACCAACUUCCACUCGGAGAUUCUCAGCCGCGACCAGAUGUGCGUCUUGUGGACCUGGCUGCCGGCGCGCAUCACGAUGUUGCAGCCCGAGCUCGUCUUCUCGACCAGCGAGCACGGCAGCAGCCUGACCAACUUCUACGUGCACGCGGACACCUGGGAGCCCACGGUGCUGGUGGUGCUGACGACGCGCGGCGAGCGCUUCGGCGCCUACUGCUCGACCCGGUGGCAGGAGCGCAAGCAGACCUACUUCGGCACGGGCGAGACGUUCCUCUUCACCUUCUCGCCGGAGGCCAAGCGCUUCGCCUGGGUCGGCGUCGGCUCGUCCCGGGACGUGGCGCACUCCGCCAAGCUGUUCAUGUCCGCCAACCAGACCAUGAUCCUCGUCGGCGGAGGGAACGGCAUGGGUCUGUACAUCGACCAAUCCCUGGAGUACGGUCGCAGCGAGCACUGCGACACUUUCGACAACGAUCCGCUAGGCCGCACCAGCGACUUCGUCGUCAACAUCUUGGAGGUCAUCGGCUUUGCCUGACCUCAUCAUGGUCCGCGGGCCGCGAAGAUCGUACCGAACUAUCCAGCGUCCUGGGCGGACAAUUUGUGAAAAAUUCGCGCGUCGUCGCUGCACCUCAUCGGCGACGACGGCGAUUUUUACGCAAUUACUGCAGACGA